This is a messenger RNA of Ostreococcus lucimarinus CCE9901, 3810 nucleotides long. RefSeq lists its product with no specific name. Gene Ontology annotation, molecular function: hydrolase activity. The record is from RefSeq and is a predicted model, not a curated record. The transcript has a single exon. The coding region runs from base 1 to 3801 and encodes 1266 amino acids. Lineage: Eukaryota; Viridiplantae; Chlorophyta; Mamiellophyceae; Mamiellales; Bathycoccaceae.
AUGACGACGACGCAGGGCGCGAGGAAACUGUCGUCAUCGAUCGCUAACAAUCAUUCUGGCGGGAAAACUGCCAUCGCGCGUGCGGCGCGCGCGCGCGCGUUGACGACGCCCGCGCGAGGCGGACGCGGGCGUGUGAUCGAUCCGCGCGUCGUGCGGGCGGCGCCUGCGCGCGCGGUGGCGGACGUCGGCGGCGAGGGUGGGGGCGCGACGAUUCGCGCGAGCGAGCUGUCGCCGGCGCACUCGAGCGUCGAGCGAUGGAUCGUGUUCAGUGACUUGCACGUCAGUAAACGCACCAUGGAAACGUGUCGACGGGUGCUCGAGCGCGUGCACGCAGAGGCGCUGAAACGCGAGGCGGGAGUGGUAUUUUUGGGAGACUUUUGGCACGCGCGCGGAGCGAUUCCAGUCGAACCGCUCAACGAGGCGCUGGCGUUGAUGUCGAGCGCGAAGUGGACGGCGCCGACGAUCAUGAUUCCGGGGAACCACGAUCAAGUCACCGCCGGAGGGUUAUCUCACGCGCUCACGCCGCUGGCGAAGGCUAAUCCGAACAUCGUCGUCUUUGACGGGCCGACGCUUUACGGCGGCGCGUUGUGGUUGCCGUAUCGCCGAAACUCGGAUGAACUCAAGCGCGCGAUCGAGGACACGCGAGGCGAGUUCAACGCGAUAUUUUGUCACGCCGAUGUCGUCGGAGCUAGCAUGAACGAGACGUUCCAAGCGCGAGAUGGAUUAGACCCCGCGCUCUUCGGCGGCGCGAACACGUACACGGGACACUAUCACAAACCGCACGUCGUUCCGAACACAAACAUUACGUACGUCGGGUCGCCAUACGAAGUCUCGCGGUCUGAAGCUGGACAAAAGAAAGAGUUCAUCGUUCUUGACUCGCAGACGUGGGUCGAAGGCGCGAAUGCGCGCGUGAGUUUGGACAUCGGGCCGAAACAUUUCGCCGUCGAGGGCGUCGAUGCGAGCGCGCCGCCGACGGCGCGUCCGGGAGACAUCAUCCGCUGGACGCUUCCGAUCGAAGCCAUGGAUGCGGUUUCCGACGCCGUACCGUCAGUGGUGCAGAAAGCUCGGGACCAGGGGUUCAUCGUAGAGGUGUGCUACGUCACCAAGGAUCUCACGGCGCGCAUACCAAAGGCGGAGGAGCUCGGGCCCGCGGGACUGUUCGAUGCAUACGCCGUCGCCAGCGAGAUGGCACCGAGCGUCAGCGCUUUCGGGCGCAAAGUUUUACAAGAAGUCGCCGCGUCUGAUGAUGCGCCCGAAACGCGCCGACAAUCGAAAGGUGUGAGCGUUUCUUUUGAGACGGUGGAAGUAGAGGGAUUUGGAACGUUUCAGUCGGCGACGCGUUACCCGCUCGGCGCCAGAGGAGUGUGCGUGGUCGUGGGAGAGAACAAAUCCGACACGUGUUCGGAUUCUAAUGGUGCGGGGAAGACGACGUUAGUGAUGUCCCCGAUGUGGGCGCUUACGGGACAGAGUGAUUUGCGAAUCGACGGCGCGGGAUCGGGCAAGUCGCUCACAAAGUCGGACGUCGUCAACGAUUCGUCGAAAUUCGGCCGCGUUCGCUUAGAAGGGUUCUUGAACGGUGGCACGCCGUUUUGGGUGGAACGUAAAGUGAACAGAACGAAAUUAGUGAGCUUAAAGUACGCCAUUGAUGGCGAAGAAAAGACGAUGGCUGAGUCAAAACUGACGCAGCAAGGCUUGAACGAUGAUCUCGGCGCCGACGUCAUCGCGAACACGACGUUUCACGGUCAGCACACUGUAGGAGCUUUGCUCGACGCGAACGACGCUUCGUUGAAAGCGGCGCUGGGUAAACUCGUCGAGGCGGACACGUGGACGAAGGCGAAGGACAUUUCUCGCAAGCGAGUUACCGAGGCGAGAGGAAACGUCAACGCCAUCGCCGCCGAAGUCAAGGCGCGGGAAGAGUACAUCGCUCGAACGCGCCUUCGACGCGAUCAAGCGCACGUGGAGAGUGAGAAGUGGGAAUUCGAGUACAGGCGCCGCGUGAGCGAGCUUGAGACGAGCUCGAGCGCGGUUUCAACAACCUUCACGAAGUAUUUAGCGAGGACAAAUCAUUUCCUCCAACGAUUGAGUCGCGCGAGCGAGGCACUUGAAGUGACGUCGAGUCACGCCGAACGCGUGCUAGACUCGUCACGAAAUGACUCUGAUGAUGCGGCACGUCGCUUUGAAGUGAAAGAAUCCGAGUUCGAGCACAAAACGUCCGUCAUCGAAGGCGAAAUCGAACGACUUAACGGUGUCGUACGCGAGUGGCAAUCCAAGGAGGCGAGCGCGGGCGCCAUCGGACGUCAAAGUCACGCCGCAGUCGGUAUGUUCGCGGGCGCUGGAGGCACACACUCGCAUCCAGAUGGUGUCGGUACGUGCGAUCGUUGCUUACAAGCCAUCGACCCGACGCAUCACAAAGAAACGCUCAUAAAAUUGAAGGAUGAAGCGCGAAAGACGGCGAUUGAGCACGGGAACGCCAUCGAGCAACUCAAGCGCGCCACGGCGGCUCUGAACAAGGCAAUGGAUGAUAGACGCAAUCUCACCGAAGCAGCCGCGCUUGCACGCAAAGCCGAACGCAUGCGCGCGGAAACCACCGCGACAGCUUCCGCAAACGCGACAGAUCAGUUGCGACAUUCUCAGAGGUCGUUGAGCCUCAUCGGCAAUGCGGUGGCGAGGGCGGAAAUGUUGUUAAACUCAGCGCCCGAGGACGUCGUCCACGAAGCGCUGACAAUGUCAAUCGAUGAUGCAUUUGCGAUGAGCGAGUCGACGAUCAGUAUAUCCGGCGCGUCCUCGAACGUGCUUGCGGGCCUCGAUCCCGACUUGACGCGAGGAUCGAUGUCGUCUGCGUCUUUGUCGAACGCCUCUCCGCAAAUCCAGCUCCUUCGCGACGAACAAAUGAACGUCGCCGACGCGGAUUUCGUUCGACAGUUGGUCAAAGGUGCAGAAGACGCCAUCAUGGAUGGCGAACGCGCCGGGCGUGACGCGGCACGACGCUUGCAAGAGCUGAAUGAGUUCUCGCGUUCGGCGCGUUCAAAUCCACACACGAGCGCGCUCGAAGAGCUCGACGCGCAACUCGCGGGUGAAAGCGAAUCUCUCGGCGCGAGAAUCGAAUCCUUGAAUGGCGCAAAAGAGCUCCUUGGCGUCGCUCAAGCCGCAGACACAGCGUUUAGCACGAAGGGCAUUCAGAGUUAUCUGUUUGAAGGCGCGCUCGGAGAUUUGAGCGCGCGCGUGGGUCAAUACAUGGACGCCCUCACCGGCGGUGCCUUGACGCUCGAGCUUCGUCCCGCGGGAGCGGCGUUCACCGGGGACGAUAACGACGUCGUGCAGAGCGACGUCGACGCGGACGAGACGGCGACGAGAAAGACGAAGAGCAAAUCGGCCAAGGCGCCCGCGAGCGCGAGCGCCGCCGAACGCAUCGAGCGCGUGAUCCACGCCCGUCGCCCCGACGGCAGUUUGAUCGCCCGUUCGCUUCGACAAUUAUCUGGCGGAGAACGCCGACGCGCCGCUUUGGCGCUCGCUUUGGCGUACGCCGAUCUCGCCUCGGAGCGAUGCGGCGUCGCGUGCGACGCCCUCGUCCUCGACGAAGUUCUCCAGCACCUCGACGCCGAGGGCAUCGCGCGAGUCACAUCCCUCCUCCGCGCGCUCCCUAAGCGUACGGUAUUACUCACGAGUCAAGCCGACAGCGCGACCGCGCACUUAUUCGACGUCGUUGACAAGGUUGUCAAAUCCGACUUCGGCUCGGGCGUCGUCGUCAGCGCCGGCGACGACGCCGAUCUCGUCGACCUCGCCGCGCGCGCCUCCGCCUAAGAAUUACUA